AUUAGCUACAGGAAGAAAUGUGAAGUUCACCAGCAGCUGAAAGGGAGAAGAGGAGAGAGAAGGCAACUAUAUCAGAGACACAAAUGCAUCACUUUAGUACUGAAAGGCAGAAGAAAUCUUAGCAAUUUUUUUAAGUGUUAAUUUUUUUAAAAGCAAGGGCUUUUGGUUGAGGCUUUUGUGUUAUUGUAAUUAUUUUCUUGUUAUUUAUAUUACUGAUUUCAGCCCCUUUGCUCUUCCAUUUCUCUCUUGGAAAUCUGCACAAGAGGGGGGCAGAGGUCAGGGAGAUGGAUUGACCGAUUUCUAUGGGUUGAUGUCACAGCAGAGCUCUCAAGUCAAACCUUCUGGAUUUGAAGUUACAAAGCAACAACUCUGCAAGGAGGAGAGGAGACUGAGAGCUGUAUUUUGGACUGAACUAAGAUGAGAGGGUAGGUCUUCUGCACAAGAGCCCCCAAUCAAGCAUUCUUCCUCCAGAAGACAAAGGGGCAAGUGCUGAUUCCUGAAGAACAAAUUUUGGGCCAUGCGUGUCUCCUGAUUCAGCAUAGGACAGCCACUGAGGCACAGUUGCCCUUCUCUUUCUGGAGCCUGGCAAAGGAGUGUGGGGUGUGGGUGGAUUGGGGUAAAGAAGCAAGAGACUUAGGUAGGAAGCAUCUGGCUCUGGCUGCUGCAGCAGCAGCAGCUGCAGCUGCUAAUUCAGUCCUCUGAACCAAGGCUGCUGGCUGCACCUGAAUCAAAGAUUUCCCUUCUCAAAGAAGGAAAAGAUCUGAGCAAUGAUGAAGACUAUGUCCAGUGGGAACUGUACCUUAAAUGUGCCAGCCAAGAAUUCCUACCGGAUGGUUGUAUUGGGAGCCUCCAGGGUGGGCAAGAGUUCCAUUGUUUCUCGGUUUCUCAAUGGCCGCUUUGAUGACCAAUACACACCCACCAUUGAAGAUUUCCAUCGCAAAGUUUACAAUAUUCGAGGUGACAUGUAUCAACUGGACAUUUUGGAUACAUCUGGGAAUCAUCCAUUCCCUGCCAUGAGGAGGCUCUCCAUUCUCACAGGUGAUGUUUUCAUCCUUGUAUUCAGUUUGGACAACAGAGAAUCCUUUGAUGAGGUCAAGAGGCUCCAGAAGCAGAUCCUUGAAGUCAAAUCUUGUCUGAAAAACAAAACCAAGGAAACGGGGGAUCUGCCCAUGGUGAUCUGUGGUAACAAGAAUGAUCAUGGUGAACUCUAUCGCCAAGUGAGUUCUGAUGAAGCUGAGAAGCUUGUCUCUAGCGAUGAGAACUGUGCUUACUUUGAAGUCUCAGCAAAGAAAAACACCAAUGUGAAUGAGAUGUUCUAUGUUCUUUUCAGCAUGGCCAAACUACCCUAUGAAAUGAGCCCAGCUCUUCAUAGGAAGAUCUCUGUGCAGUACGGUGAUACUUUCCACCAAAAGUCCUUCAGGAUGCAUAGGGUCAAAGAGACAGAUGCCUAUGGCAUGAUUUCCCCCUUUGCUCGUCGACCCAGUGUCAACAGUGAUUUGAAAUAUAUAAAAUCCAAAGUCCUCAGAGAAGGGCAAGCAAGGGAGAGAGAAAAAUGCACAAUCCAGUAAAAGAAGCUCCAUUGAGGAGUCCAUAGCAUAUGUGCAGUGCCUUAAAGAAAGUGGCUGAACAAAGACAGUCUGAAAAUAUUUACUGAGUCAUGGAUGACAACUACAGUCAUCAAAAUACUUUGGCUAGAGCAUUGUACCAUUUCUGUAAAGAUAUAAAUAAAUUAAAACACAGCACUGUAAAUACUUGAAGCUGCUAUGGUAGAUAACUGCCAUACACAGCCCUUAUUAUUUGGUCUUUGGGGUUUUGUAUUUUUUUAACAGAAAAAAACCUUUUUAGUUUUCUCUUUUUGUUUUCCUUUGUUUCAAGAAACUUUAAAGAACAAAGAAAUCUGAACUUCAAUUUUAUACCAAAACAGUUAAAAGACAGGCCUGAUUUAUACAAGUUUCUUGAGUAGCCAUCAUGCAGGAGACAAUCUGAUAACAAGAUGAAAAUUGGCUGUUGUUUUUCUCCAAUUCCUCAUCUGAAGAAAAUUCAAACCUUUUGAGGAAAAUAUACUUCUUUGUGCCAAUGAUAAUUCUUCAUCGUGUCAAUACAAAUACUACAUUUCUUUACUGUUUCAAUUUUUCUCUGUUUUUUGCAAAUGACAAAGUGUUUGUUUUAAUUAAUAUGUGAAUUAAUUGGCAAGUAUGAUCUAGAAAUACCAGCUGAUUUUCAAUUACAUGAUAUGUAAAUAAUUGAAAUUUCUGUACUGUAAGAACCAGCACACCUGUUUCAUGUGAUUUUCUGUUCCUAAAAAUCCAUAUAUUUGGAAAGUUUUAUUGUACACUCAUCCAAAUCCCAUUCAUUUUUAUUCCACAAUAAUAAUCCUGCUUUCUACUAUACUGGUAAUAAUGACAUUGGAUGUGCAAUGCCAGGUGUUAUGCUCUAUCCUCCAACUUUCUCACAUAAAAGUUGUAAACCUGUGGAGAUUAAUCUGAGGGUAAGCCGAAUUGAAUUUAGUAGAAUUUUAUAUAAGUACACAUGAGAUUGUAGUAUAAGACUCUAGGCCAGUGUAGACUGAAAAUGGGACUAAAAUCUUAAGCAUUCUUAGCUGAAUAAAGCUUGCACUUUGUAGAUCACAUGCUUAAGAUUGAGCAUGUUAUUAUUACACAAUGAUAUUUAUUUCUCACUAAAAAUAUCUGGCCAGCAGCUACAUUUUUCCCAUGUUCAAAUGGCUGAGAAGUUUCUGGUGCAGCUAUUUAUUUGCAAAAUGAAGGUUCAGAGUUUAAAUUUAACACAACUGUCUUCCGUGUCCAUUGUCCAUGUGCCACAGUACUGAGUGUACCAUAAUAUAGAGUGAGCAAGAGCUUAUAUACCUUUAUAAUAAAAAAAAAAA
Molecule: messenger RNA, 2884 nt
Organism: Crotalus tigris (Tiger rattlesnake)
Lineage: Eukaryota; Metazoa; Chordata; Lepidosauria; Squamata; Viperidae
Gene: RASD2
Product: RASD family member 2
Exons: 3
Coding region: 768-1568 (266 amino acids)
Molecular function (GO): GTP binding; GTPase activity
Source: RefSeq, a predicted model, not a curated record